AACAACAAUAUUUACGGUCCUCCUGUUCGGAAAGUGGGUCACUGACUGUUGUUAUUGAACACAACUAAAAUAAAGUAGUAAUGCUAGCUUAUUAGGCCAUAAAAAGGUUGAUAUUCUUGCAGAAAUGAUCCACAGUUUGUUCCUUAUAAACAGUUCAGGAGAUAUAUUUCUGGAGAAGCAUUGGAAAAGUGUGAUAAGUAAAUCAAUAUGUGACUAUUUCUUUGAAGCUCAAACAAAGGCUGGUGUAUUUGAAAAUGUAUCCCCAGUCAUUGCAACACCCCAUCACUACCUUAUCAACAUAUACAGAUGUGAAAUAUUCUUUGUUGCUGUGACACAAUCAGAAGUUGCACCACUAUUUGUGAUUGAGUUUCUCCACAGAGUUGUGGAUACAAUUACAGACUACUUCUCGUCAUGCACAGAGUCAAUAAUAAAGGACCAAAUUGUGGUUGUUUAUGAGUUGCUGGAUGAGAUGCUUGAUAAUGGCUGUCCACUGGCCACUGAAAGUAAUAUUCUAAAAGAGUUGAUUAAGCCACCAAGUAUCAUGAAUCGUGUUGUCAACACUGUUACUGGAGGCACAAAUGUAAGCGGUCAUUUGCCAACGGGCUCGUUAUCUAACAUCCCUUGGAGGAGAACCGGUGUCAAAUAUACAAGCAAUGAGAUUUACUUUGACGUUAUUGAAGAAAUCGACUGUAUUAUUGACAAAAAUGGAUCAGCCGUAUUUGUAGAGAUUCAGGGGACGGUUGAAUGCCUGAGUCGUUUGACAGGAAUGCCAGAUCUAACCAUGUGUUUUGUAAAUCCAAGGCUUCUUGAUGACGUCAGUUUCCACCCGUGUAUUCGCUUGAAACGAUGGGAUAGUGAAAAGGUGCUGUCGUUUGUUCCACCUGAUGGGAACUUCUGCCUUCUUUCGUACCAUAUUACCAAUUCGUAUAGCAGUUUGGUGUAAAGCCUCUUUAAAAGA
Molecule: messenger RNA, 958 nt
Organism: Rhopilema esculentum
Lineage: Eukaryota; Metazoa; Cnidaria; Scyphozoa; Rhizostomeae; Rhizostomatidae
Source: RefSeq, a predicted model, not a curated record